Messenger RNA from Anoplophora glabripennis (Asian longhorned beetle), 1338 nucleotides. RefSeq lists its product as uncharacterized. Bases 1 to 1338 code for a protein of 445 amino acids. NCBI's taxonomy places the organism in Eukaryota, Metazoa, Arthropoda, Insecta, Coleoptera, Cerambycidae. The transcript has a single exon. The record is from RefSeq and is a predicted model, not a curated record.
AUGCGAACAAUUCUCGUUGUAUAUUUAUUCAGUGCCGUAACAAGCACAUUGUCCCAAGAAAACACGAAAUGCCGAGAUAGGAAUCGACCAGUUUCCACAGAGAAAGCGGACCUCUACACAGUAAUAGAUGCAACGCUUAACCAAAAGCUAAUACUACAAUGCCAUUAUUGCAACGAAAACGACGACUCGGAGCCAAGGAACUGGUAUAAAAUAGAUAAACUGGGAUUAACCCAGCCCCAUGAAGUCUCGCUUAGUAUGGAAAAUGAAAUGGAAUUAAACAGAGUGCUCGUAAACUUGGAGCACAGCCUGAUUAUUAAGAAUUUUUCGGAAACAGACACCGGCCUUUAUUACUGCCUGGGAUUGGAGCACACGAAUCAGGACGAGAAGUACAAUUACCUGGUGGACCUCCUCGUGGAUAACGUGAAUGUUACUGAAAUAGAAACUGGAAAUUUGACGGCUUGGGCGAAGUACCACGACGAUUACUUUUCUUCUAUCAAUGCCUUGUUCAAAGAAUCGCAUGGUGUGGAAUUUCUACGCGUAAGGGAAUACUUGAAACUCGACUUGGAAAUCGUCACGCAGUGGGAUCAGUGGGGAAUAUGCCAGGUAUGUGGACGACCUAAAGAUGAGGGCAUAAGGAAGAAGAAAGGGUAUUGUAGGAUAAAACUCACAAAAAACGGUCAAGGCAACUCCACGGAGAAUCCCGACGAAAUCUACCUUCAAAACGCAAACGCAAUAUCCUGCCGGUCAAAGAGACUCCUCGCGAUAUUCCCUGAAAUAAGCAACUUAACUGUGGUGAUCCCAGACUUUAUACUAGACGAACGGUGCGAGGGAAUAUGCAACCCAGACGCUGAAGGCACCAACGCGGGCUGGAAAAAAGGAAAAAUCAAAGGAUUCAAAUACCGGAAAAUCUUCGUACUAGCGGAAAACUCCCACGUGACCCUCACAUGUCCAGAAUCUACCCUGGAAAACGAAGUGGUGUGGCGAAAACGCGGAAAGGUUCUGAAACCUGGCGACCUGAGUAACCCGCACGUUAUCCUCAACACCUUCAGCAGCCUGUAUCUGAUGGACGUGACUCCCGAGGAGGCGGGGAAUUACACGUGUGAAGUAGACGAUAUUAAAAUGCAACAAGUAAGGGUUUAUGUGACGCCGAAAUCUCGCCUGUUAACGCAGGAAUUUACCAGGCACUUGACGUAUUUGGGGUUUAUACUGUCGCUGACGACGACUUGUUACUGUGCCGGCCUGAUUAUUACCUGUCACAGGCGCAAAACUUUUAAGACUUACGAGGAUCUGAUUAAGGAACAUCCGGAGGAGACCGACGAAUUUGCAAGUUUAUUAUGA